UUUAGGAGCUGUGUGAUGUGGAGGGUGAGGCGAAAGCUUGCCACUUCCUGGGCUACGCGCACUACUGCCUGGGCAAUUUUCGGGAAGCAGUCCGUUACUAUGACCAAGACCUUGCAUUAGCCAAAGAUUUACAAGAUAGAAUGAAUAUGGGACGGGCAUACUGUAAUUUAGGACUUGCGCAUCUCGCUUUGGGAAACCUGGAAACUGCUCUUGAGUGCCAAAAAUACUUCCUAGCUAUAGCUCACAUGAUGAAACACUUGCCUGGGAAAUUUCGAGCGUUGGGUAACAUUGGUGAUGUGCUGAUCAAAAUGGGAGACGUGGAAGAAGCUGUGAAAAUGUAUCAAAGGCAGUUGAGUUUUGCCAGACAGAGUCGAGACAGGGGACUGGAAGCCACUGCUUAUGGUGCUCUUGGUCUUGGCAAUAGACUAUUGAGGUGUUUCGAUAAGGCUCUCGGUUAUCACACUCAGGAAUUAACCGUGAGACAAGAAAUGGGAGACCUGAAAGGUGAAUGUAGAGCUCAUGGGCAUCUGGGAGCGGUGCACAUGUCUCUAGGCAACUACACGAAUGCAAUCAAAUGCUACCAGGAACAGCUUGAAAGAGCCAAAGAAUUGAGAGAGAGCGGUGUUGAAGCUCAGGCUUUCGGCAACUUGGGAAUUGCCAGGCUUAAUAUGGCGCAUUAUGAAGACGCUAUCGGGUAUUUUGAACAACAGUUGGCCACCCUUGAACAGUUGUCCACUCCAACUGCACUCAUGGACAAAGGCAGAGCAUUCGGGAACCUGGGCGAUUGCUACGACGCACUGGGUGACCUGGACGAAGCAGUCAAGUGCCACGAACAACACCUCGCCAUCGGACUCAAGUUGAAGAGCUCGAGAGACCUUGAGCGAGCCUACCGGGGUCUCGGGCACUCGCACAAAAGACUGGGCAAUCUGCAACAGGCCUUGGUUUGUUUCGAGAAGAGGCUGGUUGUUGCACACGAACUCAACAACAAUGAAGCGAAAGCGUCCGCUUAUGGUGAGCUUGGCCACAUUCAUACCACACUCGGAAACUUCGAGCAAGCCAUAUCGUGUUUGGAGCAUCAGUUAACAAUGGCAAGGGACCUGAAGGAUAAGCUUGGGGAAGCAGACGCGGCGUGUGGUCUGGGUCAGGUCUACCAACAGAUGGGUGAAUACGCCACUUCCUUGAGCUACCACCAGGCUGACCUAGAUAUCGCCGAAGAACUGGGUCUGGCUUCGUUGCAAGGCCGGGCGUGUGGUAAUCUCGGCUCUGUUCACGAGUCUUUGGGCAACCUUGAGGAUGCUGUCAGAUACCAGGAACAGCAUCUGUCCGUUGCUGCACAAACUAACGACAAGCUUGCCAAAACCAUGGCUUACAGUAGUUUAGGUAGAAUACAUCAUGCGCUCGGGAACACAAACCAAGCUGUAGCUUAUCUACAACAGGGUCUGCAUAUUGCUCAGUCAUUGGGCAGGCGAGAGGAAGAGGCCAGAAUAAGACAUCGACUGGGAUUGGCUCUGUGGGGUAAUGGCCAAUUGGAUCCUGCUCAAUCACAGCUCGAGCAAGCGGCACAUCUGUUAGAAUCUAUUCGCCGUGAAACCAGAGGCUCCAGUGAUUACAAAUUGUCUCUCUUUGAUUUGCAGACAGCCUCUUAUCAAGCGUUGCAGCACGUUCUGGUUGGCCUUGGUAGGAGAGAUGAGGCUCUGGUUGUUGCCGAAAGAGGCAGAACUAGAGCAUUCGUUGAUUUGCUAUUGGAGCGACAAGGCUACGUCGAACAAUCGGCCCAUUGCAAUCAACUGCGGUACGAUCAGACUCCGACAUCCGUUGAUCAACUGGUUGAUAUCGUCAAUCGUCAACGAGCCUCAGUUCUCUACUACAGUCUGGCGGCUGGCUUUCUAUAUUCGUGGUUCAUUGUUCCUGGAAAAGGUAUUGUCAGAUUCCAUGAAGCAGCGGUUAGUGAGACAGAGAGAGAAGGUGGUGAAGAGAUGUUGACAACAACGGGCUCUCUUCUUGAGCAUUACGUGCAGAGUGUAAGGGACAGUUUGACCGUGCUUUCUCAAACUUCCGAAACGGCCAAUAAUCAAUCGACAGACGUCGAUAGCACUGAAGUGUGGACCCAGCACUUGGAAGAACUGGGCGAUAGACUGAACCAGGAUGGAGACCGAAGUAGCUUUCUGAGGAUGGUGAACCGCAAUCACCUGUUCAACUCGAGCAACUACAGUCUGAGCAGUUUGUUCAGUUUGGGCAGUGUGAGUGGAAGUGUCGCCAGUGGAUCUGCGAGUCGGCAUGGAAGUGUCAGAUCGCGGAAACCCAACCACCAAUCAUGGCAGGGUCCCUCGUGUCUCUCCGCACUCUACCAAUUGCUGAUAGCGCCGUUCGAAGACUGUUUACCCACCGCAUCCAGUGACGGUGAUAAACCUACCGGCAGAAGGGAACUGCUGUUAGUUUUGGAAGGGGAUUUAUACCUUGUGCCAUUCCCCGUUCUUAAGCCGAUGUCCACCAACGAUACACCAUCCGAGUACCUCAGUGAACGGUUCAGUCUGCUUGUUGUGCCAUCGUUGACUUCUCUCAAAGCUAACCACAAAUCUAGGAGCUCUGGUGGCGGAAAGGGCUCUCAAGAACAGAGCAAUAUGACUGCCCUGGUGGUGGGGAAUCCUCGACUGCCAUCCACUGUGACAGAGCAGUGGGGAUGGAGUGACAUUCCUCAUGCUGAGCAGGAAGCUGCCAUGGUUGCUGAGAUGCUGCAGGCUAAGGCUUUGACAGGUGCUCAGGCCAGUAAAGAAUGUGUACUUCGUCAAAUCGGGGAAGCCGAGUGUGUUCAUUUGGCUACUCAUGUAUCUUGGAAAUUAUCAGCGAUCGUUCUUUCCGCUGGUGAAUCAUCAGAUCAUCAACCCAAGGCCACAUCUUUCCCCUAUCCACAUCCAGAAGAAGAAGACUCAGAGGCUUCAUCCACACUGGAGCUUCCAUCUCUGUCAGAAUUCUUGCUCACAGCUUCGGAACUGCUGACUCUGCGUUUGACAGCCAGACUGGUGGUGGUGAGCUGGUCUCAUUCGUGCGAUGGUUGGGCCACGGCUGACGGAGUGGUCGGGCUAUCGAGGGCUUUGCUUGCGUCGGGCGCCCAGUGUGUUCUAGUCUCAUUAUGGCCUGUGCCUGAUACCGCUGCUAAAAUUUUGCUCAGGGCGUUCUAUUCGGCUCUUCUCCAGGGCUCAAGAGUGAGCCGAGCACUGGGCGAAGCCAUGCAGACCGUACAACACACGAAACUGUUUGCGCAUCCUGCUAACUGGGCUGGAUUCCUGCUGGUGGGAGCCAACGUCAGGCUCUCAAACAAAGUAGCCCUCAUGGGUCAAGCACUUUGCGAGCUGCUCAAAACUCCAGAGAAAUGUCGAGAUGCCUUACGAGUCACUCUUCAUCUGGUUGAAAAGUCAUUGCAGAGAAUACAUAGAGGACAGAAAAAUGCUAUGUAUACUACUCAGAAAAGUAUUGAGAACAAGGUUGGUCACGUUAACGGUUGGAAGGAACUGUUACAAUCUGUUGGUUUUCGCUUCGAGCCGGCUGCUAACGGUAUUCCAUCGUCUGUGUUCUUCCCGCAGAGUGAUCCAGAAGAAAGAUUAACGCAGUGCAGUGCUAGCCUACAAGCACUUCUUGGGCUAACCAGUAGCACUCUUGCAGCUCUUUCAAAAUUGAUGAGCAAUGUUGAUGUAGCCGAUGAUAUAAUUGCAGUUAUCAGAAUUGUGAUUGGACAAUUUUCAAUGAAAAACAUUGAAACUGAAAGCAUCGAAAUACCUAUCAGUGUUAAAUUAUGGAGAGUGCCGGGCUGCCACGAACUUUUAGCAUCUCUCGGCUUUGAUCUAAUGGAAGUAGGACAAGAUGAAGUAACUCUGAGAACUGGGAAACAAGCCAAUCGCCGAAGUAUACAGUUCGUUCUGCAAGCGCUGUUAGCAUUAUUUGAUACACAAGAAGCGCCGAAAAGCCUGAGUAUCGCCUCGUCAAGCUCACUGGAAAGUCUGACAUCCCUGGAUGAGGAUGACCACCAACCACCGCCACCUUUGCCGAGAACUCCCGGCGCGGGAGCGUUCACAUCGUACGUUCGCAGCAGAGGCGAACCAGACGGUCACACCGCGUCGGCUGUCGAGAGCAGAAACUACACUUCGGUCGUCAACAAGGCCUUCCAGAAGAAGAUGGCUGGAAGACCUGGUGGUGGAGGAGAGAGUGAUGCUGCAUUCACCCCGAGUCCACCUGUCGGAGGCGUUGCUUUGGCCUUGCCAGGUGCUGGAGGGGGAGAACAAAGCCUGACAUUGACGUUGGCUCACCAGACUAGGAUCAAAAGUUUGUACAGCAGCAUCCAGGACGUGUCGAGCGACAAUAAUGCGACCAAUAUGCGACGCCCCGACUCGUCAAGCUCUGCCAGUUCAGCCACUGACUGGGAGGGCAACGGUCAUGCCACCGUGCUACGUCGUGCAACCCAUUCCCUCGCUCUGCCACCGAUGGUUCGGAAGCCACCGCCGCCUCCCACGCUCUACGACGAUCCACCCUUCGAGAGUCACAGCUCCGACUCAGAUUUCGGCCACCAAGCAGCCGCUGCCAAAGUCAAUCUGGACCGCAUAACCACCCGCAAUCCACGAAAACCUCUGCUAUCAUUGACCCCCAGGGAAGAAGCCGGUCUAUUUUCGGAGGAACAAGUCACCUCUCCUCGUUUACUGUAUUUCUCGCCUGAAAACACUGUGUCCCGCGACCGUGAAGUGGCCGCUAUUGCCACGACUGGUAUACAAGACCAAAUUCUUGCUACCCAGCUGAGAAGGUUGAAUCGGGAGUCGACUCCAACCAUCUCCGAGGUCUACCAUGAACGGAACAUCGGGUUGGGACUGGCGCCACCUCUGUCCAAGCUGCUCAUCCCGGCUGAUAAUGGCAAAUCGCCCACCGCAAUUCUCAGUGAAACGCAGGCUGAAAAUGACAAGGAGAGAGACAAAAGUAAACCGUGGCUGUCGACUGCUGCUCUUCAAAGGCUGCACAGUGAAGGAGGUGACCUGGAGUCUUCGAGCGAGCUGACGAGACGAGAUGAGGGUGACGGUCGCUCCAUCGCCGACUCCCAGUGCAGCACAGGCAGCUACAAAAGGCUGCAGUCUACGACCGCACCCAAUCCUCAACCCAAUAUUGAGUAAUACAACUAUUAUUUGUAAUAUAUUAGACUAUAUUUUUGUGUAAAAACAAUUGUCAGAUAAAAGAAGUUUAUUGUACUGAA
Molecule: messenger RNA, 5230 nt
Organism: Nilaparvata lugens (brown planthopper)
Lineage: Eukaryota; Metazoa; Arthropoda; Insecta; Hemiptera; Delphacidae
Product: tetratricopeptide repeat protein 28
Exons: 19
Coding region: 141-5150 (1669 amino acids)
Molecular function (GO): protein binding
Source: RefSeq, a predicted model, not a curated record